Molecule: messenger RNA, 2115 nt
Organism: Capronia epimyces CBS 606.96
Lineage: Eukaryota; Fungi; Ascomycota; Eurotiomycetes; Chaetothyriales; Herpotrichiellaceae
Exons: 2
Coding region: 1-2115 (704 amino acids)
Source: RefSeq, a predicted model, not a curated record
AUGGCUCCGACAUCGCCAACAGACUCUGGGCAGAACCAGAACGCUUUGACUAGAAAGACUCAACCUCAUCGACCUGACACUGAAGCCCCAUUCAAAAGCCUAGAGGAAUUGGCCUCUCUUCAUCACAAACUCGAUCGUCGCCACCUCCUCCAGCCUCCAGAAGACAUGAGUCAAACCAGGAAGUUCUCCUAUGCUUCCGUCAAGGAAGAGCUAGGUGAUGGCCUACCUCAGUCGUUCGAGUCCUCCCUAUCGAGCAAAGACCUAGAAGAGGUCGAAUGGAUUGCAUGGCCCUGCAGCCAGUGGUGCAAGUCCAAGGGGCUGUGUUCGUUUCAUUGGGGUGGCUCGCAUGAAGACCAUGUUCGGAAUCGACUCGAAGGCUACGCUCGUAGCAACCCCCGAGCACUCGAAAAGAUCCUCGACGAACUAGACAAGAGAAGGGCUGCACAGAAACUCUUCAACCUUCCUUUCGCCGAAGAAAUCACUCGAGUCCAUCCUCGGCCCGCCGAUUUCAGCCUCGAAAUCUGGAGGGAGAAGGUCAGAGACUCACUAGGCCCAAGAGAGGCGUUGAAUGAAACAGCCAUCGAUGAUUUCGAUGAUGCUGUUUCGGAAUGUCCAGAAUGCCCUCAAAGUCCUGGGCCAUCGUACUUGGAGUCCAUGCCGGAGGAGAUUCUCGAGUUGAUCUUCUCCCACGUCACCGUCGACCAUACCGCGGACCCUUAUGCACGGCCUCAUGUCGACUUGGUUUCCUGCUCGUUGGCCUCCAAGACCCUCUACCCUGCUGCCCUGCGAGUCAUGUAUCGACACGUCUCUAUCCCCCAAUCACGGGCGUUCUCCAAGUUUAUGCGCAGCCUCAGGGAGAACGACAAUGUGGGAGAAAUGGUGCAGUGGCUAGAUUUCUCCCAUUACUCCAACAUGGGAUUCGGCAAGGAUCGCACCACGACAAAUCAGACCCCGUUUCUAAAACCAGAAACUCUCAAUGCAUGCCUGGAUAUGUUGCCAAACCUCCAAGCUUUCCUGGUCCACGAACAUGUGGACGACGAGCUCGACAUCAAUGUCAUCUCCAAGGUUUUUGGCCUGCCAUUGAUACAAGCGCUGGAUUUCUGUGCCUGCUCCUCUCGGUCUUUUGCUGAAGCAUUCACUGCUGUCACCAGCCGGCUGUCUGGGACUGGACCUUUGCACAGCCUUAAACGACUCUCACUCCACGAAUGCACUACUCUUCAGGAACCUGUCUUUGAGGCUCUCCUCCCACGCUUGGUGAACCUCACUCACCUCGACGUGGCCCACACACUCAUCAACGAUACUGCGUUACUCUCAAUCCCACCCACCGCGAAGAUUACACACCUUAAUCUCGAACGUUGCACGCACCUAACAGGUCCUGCGGUGGUGAAUUUCCUGACCACCCACCCUGCGGUCAAGGAGAGUAUUGUCUAUCUCAAUCUCGCAUCUGACUCAUCCCGCCACCGACUCUUGACCGAAGAGGAUGUGAGGCAGGUGUUGAACUCACUCCCACCAACACUGCGAUCACUCAAUCUCGGUGGGGCAAGAGUGAACGCAACCCACAUCCCCUCACUGAAGAGACUUGCCACGCAUGUGGAGGAACUUGGCCUGCGCGGUGCCAGCCUCAGCCUCGGCUCAGACAUCAAACGACUCUUCAAGUCCGAGGAUGACACCGAAUCGGCUUCCUCGUCUGGCAACUCCGAGUCGGCUUCCUCGUCCUCUGGCAACUCCGAAUUAAGCAACGGUAGCACCGCCACCGCCAUUCGCUACCUCGACCUCAGCGAUAUAUCAUCCGUCACACAGAUGUCUCUCAGCUACUCACCCAGCUCGCUGGUUGGCACGGACACGCUGCCACUUGAGGUCGUGGAACUAGGCCCCGAUGUGCUGCAGGAGAUCAAGCGUCGCAAUGCACACAUCAAACGCCCCGACUGGGUGGUCAAGGAGCUCGGCCGUAGAGGCUGGUUUGUUCGACAGCCUAUCGAGGGUGGCGUCGAAGCCAUCGACGACGGUUGGCGUCCCUGGAAGAUGGGCGCCAGAUGGUGGGGCAUGCGCAAAGUCCCUAUGGUCGACCAGGACGUCGGCGGCAUGUAUGGGUACUUUAUGUUCAAGCGAUCAUAG